AUGACCACAGAAAAGAAAGAAAAUAAUUGGAAGGUAAUGCAGGAUGACCGAGUAAUAGCGGUACAGACACUACUAAAAAACUUCAAGAAGGAUAGCGUGGUCCGGAAGACGAACAUCUAUAACCAACAAAGAUUGCAGAAGUUGAAGGAUUUACGAGACCAGUUUGAAGUUACUCAUGAAGCAAUAGUAAGUAGUAGCAAAGAUCGAACAUCCGAAUAUUUUGUGAAAUGUGUAAGUGAGAAUUUCGACGAAGCUCAUUUAGAGGCUUUCUGCACUAUACAAGAGAGCUUCGAAAAGGUAUAUCCUCCACCACAAUCAGCACCAGUAAUUAUCCCGAUGCCAGAACCAGUAGCACACAUAAAACUACCUACUCUUCCUGUGCCCACCUUCUCUGGAAAAUGUACCGACUGGCCUGCGUUCCACGAUGCAUUUGAACGGUUAAUUCAUACUAACAAAGAGAUAAGUUUAAUUCAGAAGUUCCACUUUCUAAAAAAGGCGCUCCCAGACGACAAUGAUUUAGAUAUUCACAACAUGCAGCUGACAGAAGCUAAUUAUCCCAUUGCAUGGGAACUAGUGGUGACUCGAUACAAUAAUCCCCGAAUUUUAUUUAUGCAUGUUAUGAAAGAUUUAUUCAGCAUUCCUAGCCAAUUACUGGAACGAGCGGCUGACAUAAAAUUACUCCUAAAUACAGCUAAGGUAUGCGUACACGAAUUUGCCAGACUGAAGAUUCCAAUCACUGGUAGUGAUCAUUGGUUAGCCUAUUACAUUUCAACGAAACUGUGCAAAGAAACACGAAAGGCAUGGGAACUCCAUCUUGGAAGCAACUCCACCAUUCCCACCUUUGCCACAUUGGAAUCUUUCCUGAAUGAUAGAGCAGUAACGGUGGAUGUUCUUGAGAGUCGCGAUGCAUCUAUCGAUAUCACGCCUAACGCAAAUAUACAACCAUUUCGAAACUCCUUACAGUCCAAACGCCAACACAAAAAAUCACACCAUUCGGCUCUCAACACGUCGCUAUGUCCAUUAUGUCAAAAUAACCAUGUAAUUCGUCGAUGUCAUCAAUUUCUCACUAAGGAUUGCUUCGAACGGAAGUCCAUCGCGUCUCGACUGAAGCUAUGUUUAAAUUGUUUAUGCAGAUCCCAUACAGUUUCACAGUGUCCUAGUACUAAAAACUGUCAACAAUGUGGGCAGCGUCAUCAUACACUCCUGCAUUUUCCGCCAUUAGAAAACUCUGCAAAACCAAACAGCAAUGUUGACAUCGCUUCACACAACUUGUCCAACAAGGUUGACAGACAACAGCAUAACGUCCCAUCGCCACAAACGUUUAAUGGUACACCGUUUUUGCAAAGCAACACAAUAUUGUCGCCCGAUUACCCUUUGACUACGGCCGACUACACCGAAGGUGAACAACAACGAGUCCUCUUGGCUACCGCUCUAGUGUCAGUAAAGAACGAACUUUCUAAUCAAGCUGUCAUUCUUCGUGCUUUGGUCGACCAGGGUUCCGAAUGCACUCUCAUAUCAGAACACGCCACACAAGGUUUAGGACUUAAACGUUAUCCAACCCGCACUGAAAUAGUUGGUGUAGGGCAAAGCCCAACAGAAGGCUCCAAGUCUGUCGUUACGUUUGUUAUAAACUCACUAUUACAUUCGGAUUUCCAAUUAGUUAUUAAGCGCGCAUAUGUUUUAAAAUCGCUAACAAGUCUUAUUCCAGGUCACUCUAUUUGUAUACAGAAUUUGCCACAUUUAAACGGGUUACGUUUAGCUGAUCCAACUUACUUUAAACCAGGAAAAAUUGAUUUAAUUCUUGGUGCUGAUGUAUAUGCACAGUUGAUACUAGCAGGACUACGAAUUGGGGCGUCCAACCAACCAAUAGCGCAGCAAACUCAUUUAGGGUGGAUUAUUUCUGGAAAUAUUGGGCCAGCUUUGCCAAAGUUGCAAAUGAUACGGUGCCAUCAUACCUCACAUGAAUUGGACAAUUUAGUAAAAAAUUAUUUUGAGCAGGAUCAGGUAAUUCCCAAUCGUGAACUCUCUUCUGAAGAACAGUGGUGCGAAGAUUUCUUCAUUAAAACUCAUUCUCGAUUACAAAAUGGUUGCUAUAUGGUACGUUUACCACUGAAGUCACAUUUUGAUCCGACACAAAUUCUCGGUCGGUCUAGGCAGAUUGCAUUAAACCGUCUUUUAAAUUUGGAGCGUAAGCUCGCACGCAAUAGUGAUUUGCAAGAACAGUACCAUCAGGUGAUUAACGAAUAUUUCAGCUUGGGACACGCUACCCGUGCAUAUUCUACUGAACAACAACGGUGCAAAUUGAAUCAAAAUUACGUACCAAUAAAUAACUCUUAUGUACUGCCUCAUCAUGCAGUUUUGAAAGAAGAAAGCCUCACAACAAAAUUGAGAAUUGUUUUUGAUGCAUCAUGUAAAACAUCAAACGGCAAAUCAUUAAACAACAUUCUAUGCGUGGGUCCUAAACUACAGAACGAUUUGGCAGCAGUUUUGAUAAAUUGGAGACUACAUCAAUAUGUCUUUGUAGCAGACAUUGAAAAAAUGUAUAGAUGCAUCAGCAUGCAUCCAGAUGACGCACAAUUUCAGCGAAUUCUGUGGCGAAAUAAUGACGGCCUGAUUCAGGAGUAUUGUCUGAAUACCGUAACGUUCGGUACUGCCUCUGCGCCGUAUACUGCUAUCCGAGUAAUUCAGCAAAUCGCCGAAGACGAGAAGUCACGAUUUCCGUUAGCAGAAUCAGUGUUAAAAUCAAAUAUUUAUGUUGAUGAUAUACUUUAUAGCAACGAUUCAUUGGAUAUGGCAGUGAAAGUUCGUGAUGAGGUUAUCGCAGCAUUAAAAUCAGCUGGAAUGCAUCUGCGUAAGUUUUGUAGCAAUGAUCUACGCAUUCUUCAAGGCCUGCAUGAAAAUCAAUUAUCGAAUACGAAAGCAGUACAAUUAAAUCAAGACGUUACCAUUAAAACAUUAGGCAUGUGGUGGCAUAACAGCGGUGAUGAAUUCAAAUUCAAUUGGAAUAUCCUAGCCUGCAGUCAAUUCACUAAGCGAAAAGUAUUGUCUACCAUCGCACGACUAUUUGAUCCGUUAGGACUCCUCAACCCAAUAUUGGUAACAGGAAAAAUAAUUUUCAAGGCAGUGUGUUCUUAUCAACAUUUAACUGAUGAUCAAAAGUUAGUACCGUUGGACUGGGAUGAUCCAUUACCGUUCGAUCUUGAAAACCAAUGGCAAGGAUUUCUUAUGGAGUUACAAAACUUAAAAACCAUAACUAUACCAAGAUGGCUGGGGUAUCAUUCGUCACAAGUUGUUUCGCUCCAAAUACAUACAUUUUGUGAUGGCUCGUCGAAGGCUUUUGCAACUAGUAUAUAUUUUAGAAUACAAUUUUGCGACGGCAAAAUUCUUACACGCUUAGUGAUGUCUAAAAGUCGUAGCACUCCUAUGAAACCCUUAACUAUUCCAAGAGUUGAACUUUGCGGUGCGGUAUUGGCAACACAAUUAACUGCCUGGGUAAUAAAACAUACAUCUAUUCUUACCAAUAAUGUAUCCCAGUACUACUGGACAGAUGCACAAGUGGUUCUUCACUGGAUAAAGGGUGAUCCGCAUCGUUGGAAAACGGCUGUAAGUAAUAGAGUGGGACAAAUUCUUAGAGUGACUUCUGCAUCGCAAUGGUAUUAUGUGAACACGUUUGAGAAUCCAGCGGACUGCGCCACAAGGGGGCUCACCGUUCACCAGUUAAAUGACUUCGAUUUAUGGUGGAAUGGUCCAAAAUGGUUACAACUUCCAGAAGAAGCCUGGCCAACCUACGUUUUAAAUAACAACAUUCAAGCAGCAGAUCUUGAACUAAAAAGGUCACCCAUACGGGCCAACAUCAGUACGAUACAAAACUCGCUACUUACUAAGUUUUCAUCAUUUUCAAAACUUCAACGUGUAGUUGCUUAUCUUUUACGUUUUACGUUUAAUGCUCGAAAACAAAAUAGUAAUCAACCAAAGCACGGUCCACUGUCCGUUACUGAAUUACAAUUCAGCCGAACUAUCAUUAUACGAAAUGUACAACAAGAAGUGUUCCAUGAAGAAAUUAAAUCAAUUAAAGCAUCUCGGCCUUUACCAUCUCAUAGUAAAUUACGCAAUUUAGUGCCCUGGCAAGAUGAAGACGAUAUUUUGAGAAUUCGUGGCAGACUUGCAAAUGCAAAUUUACCGUUCAACAGAACAUAUCCUAUCAUUCUUCCAAAGGCUCACUAUGUCACCGAAUUAAUCAUUAAACACGCUCAUCAUAUAACCCUGCAUGGUGGUAUUCAACUAACAUUGUCAUAUUUACGACACCGGUUUUGGAUUGUGAAUGCACGACAGGUGAUAAAACAGCAUAUUCACCGAUGUGUUACAUGCUUCCGAUGUAAGUCUAAGCCAGAAAAUCAACUAAUGGGUGAUUUACCGUUUCAUCGUGUAAAUCCCCCAUCUCGGCCUUUUUUAGCGACAGGCGUCGAUUACACCGGAGCUAUAGAAUUAAAGUCAUCACGAUUCAGAGGAAACACUAAAUAUAAAGGGUAUAUCGCCAUAUUUAUUUGUUUAGCAACCAAGGCUAUUCACUUAGAAGCGGUAACCGGCCUUGAUACCGACCAUUUUCUUUGGGCAUUACAACGUUUUAUAGGGCGUCGUGGAAUUUGUAAUGACAUAUAUAGCGAUUGUGGUACCAACUUUGUCGGAGCAAACCGGGUGCUUCAAACCAAACAACAACAAUGGAGGUCAGAUAUAGAGCGCGACAUUGUCCCCUAUUUAACCAAUCGGCAAAUCCAAUGGCAUUUUAAUCCUCCAUUAUCACCAAAUUUCGGCGGACUAUGGGAAGCCAAUGUUAAAUCCGUAAAACAUCAUCUUCGGCGUACAGUUAACACAUGCCUAACAUAUGAAGAAUUAUCAACGGUUUUGGUCCAAAUUGAAGCAUGUCUGAACUCUAGACCUCUGUGUCAACUCAACUCGGAUCCAGAAGACUUGGUAGUAUUGACGCCGGCUCACUUUCUAAUAGGUGAUACAUUCUUAACGCCACCGGAUGGUAUUACAAAACAUCAAUCACUUCAACAUCAAUAUAUUGUUUUGCAACGUAUGGCACGUAGUUUCUGGGCUCGAUGGAAAUCCGACUGGCUGUCUCAUUUACAAACACGUCCAAAAUGGAGAAGUGAAACUCCAAAUCUACGAUUGAACGAACUUGUCAUUGUCAAGGAUGACCACUCUCCACCGCAUGAAUGGGUUCUAGGUCGAAUCAUAGCACUCCAUCCUGGUGCUGAUGGACUGACAAGAGUAGUUACCAUUAAAACUAAACAUGGCGUAUACAAACGUUCAAUUUCAAAGCUCUGUCGGCUUCCUAUUCCUAGCUACGGCACCGACACAGCUCCUAACACCAAUGAUUAA
Messenger RNA from Teleopsis dalmanni, 5385 nucleotides. RefSeq lists its product as uncharacterized. The coding region runs from base 1 to 5385 and encodes 1794 amino acids. Lineage: Eukaryota; Metazoa; Arthropoda; Insecta; Diptera; Diopsidae. Gene Ontology annotation, molecular function: nucleic acid binding. The transcript has a single exon. The record is from RefSeq and is a predicted model, not a curated record. Gene Ontology annotation, biological process: DNA integration.